AUGAGCUGUUCCGGUCAUUCGGUGGAACUACCCAAGGUAUACGACGGUAACGAGACCCUAGAUAACGGUGUUCUCCGAAUAGGCGGAACCUCGUUUCCGCCAUACGCGCAAUGGACAGAUCUCGGAGACACAGUUCGCGUUGAUGGACCCCUUGUAAUUUUUAUCGAGGUGAUAGCACGUUUCCUUAGGGCAAGACCCGUCGUGGCCACGCCUAUUGGAUUGCCUUACGGCGCGUUGCAGAAGAACGCAACGUUUAACGGCGUUCUUGGAUACCUAGAGAGAAAAAAGGUGGAUAUUAUGGUCAAUCCAGUUAUACCAAGCGUUGAUCGUCAUGGUCGAUUCGAUUUCUCCGCGCCUUUUACAAGAGAGAAGUUCCGCUUCUUUACCAUCAAGCCCGCCACAUUCAUCCACCCCUGGGGUUUUGUACGUGCAUUCGAGCUUCCUGUGUGGUUUUUCAUAUUGGGCACGUUCUUAGUCUUGCCCGUUUGUUCGGCUUUUCUACGCAAGCUCGACCGAAAUCUGUCGCGUCUCAAUUCCGAGGGAAAUACUCGUGGCGUAUUUGGAUAUCUCUGGUUUUGGUUUGCCAGAAUCUUUCCGCAACCGGAUUUGACACCGCGUGUAUUGUGGUUGCGAGUAUCCGCAGCGCUGUUUAUGUUGCCUAUGACCUAUAUGGUUAUGAGAUCCCUCGAAGCGGAGUUAAAGCGUAGCCUUUUGUUCAAGAAAGAGGCGGAUUAUGCAAAUUAUUUUCCAGAUAUAUUGCGAUUUCAUCAAAUGCGUAUUAUCAGUGAGAAAAAUUCAAUGGGCACCGCCAUGUUUACACGCAGUCAAGACCCGUUAAUGAUGAAGCUGGCCAAACGACUCGACGAGCGUGCCGGUGUCCUCGCUGGGGACAAUUUCGAAUCACUCAUAAAAAACAUUUUAGAGAAAAAAGCUGUGGUCGUUACUACUGGCCUAGCGGUGAAACUGAGGAUCAGCAUACUCGCUCAGCAAACUGGACGUUGUCCUGGCGUCAGAUCAAGCGAUGGCUCCAUAUUUCCCGUUACUCUGACAAUACCGAUUGGUCUUCAUAUACAGAAACACGUUCGAGAUCGCAUUCAAAGCGCCGUUCUCCGAGUAGCUGAAUCAGCGACCUUCCACCAAAAGCUUCAUUGUCAACUCGAAUAUGCCAAACGAUGUGGUACACGACAUCGCGGAGAAGCGGAGCCUAUGAAAGCUUUGCAUAUAUCCGAUCUUAAAGGCGUUCUUUACCUAUUCGCUAUUGGGAUCGCUACCUCCAUGCUGGCCUUCGCGGCCGAACUUCCCUUCCCGCGUAUUCGACGAUUUUUUUCUACGUCUAGCAAUGAGAACCGUGUCUAAUUUAGAGCUAUUUUGAUUUAUGUACCCCUUGUAAACCGAAGGGAAACUAAAGACGGUGAAAUUUUUUUCUACUACCGUCGGAGAUUAUCGUAUUGAAUAUGUUUUUACGUGAUGAAACCAAUGCUAAGAUAAAUCAUUAUCAGUAUCAAUAUAAUGUUUAUAGUCAAGCAAAAGUGCUUCUAUUUUAGCUGGCUGAUUUGCGCAAAUAUUUGUUCGCAUAUUUAAUUAUCAGGUCAUAAUCUUACAUGAUAGACCUUGCAGAAAAAAUGUGCAAAUAAAAUAUCAAUAC
Messenger RNA from Varroa destructor (honeybee mite), 1645 nucleotides. RefSeq names its product glutamate receptor U1-like. The record is from RefSeq and is a predicted model, not a curated record. NCBI's taxonomy places the organism in Eukaryota, Metazoa, Arthropoda, Arachnida, Mesostigmata, Varroidae.